Molecule: messenger RNA, 1778 nt
Organism: Paecilomyces variotii
Lineage: Eukaryota; Fungi; Ascomycota; Eurotiomycetes; Eurotiales; Thermoascaceae
Product: phosphotransferase enzyme family protein
Exons: 5
Coding region: 75-1778 (567 amino acids)
Cellular component (GO): mitochondrion
Source: RefSeq, a predicted model, not a curated record
CCUACCUACCUAGGUAUCUUUUUAAAGGAUACUAUGAUCUUGUGAAUAUUGCUGGUAUAAGCUGCUGUAGAGAUAUGCAGCUCACCAUAAAUCGGGGUUUUUCUCCCCUUCGGUGUGUUUUUGCGCUUCAUCGCACAUCUCGCUCUUUGAUCACAUCUUUUGUGCACUCAUCAACGCAACAUCAGAUACGAACAUUGACCAUGUCAUCGUGUCUUGGAGAUGUCUAUUGGGAUGACGAUAGCUUUUAUCACUACACUGGUGGCCGCUGGCUAUUUAAUGAGGCGGAGCAGCUUGCUGACCGACGCGUGAAAUUCAACAUGACCGAACUGGUCAGAGUUGCGACUGCAAGUCUAGGUUACAGCCUAUCUUCAUGUAUUGGCGUGCAAAAGCUUCCGGAAGGGAAUUAUAAUAAGGCUUUCCUUAUCAAGAUGUGUGACGGGCGGCAAGUCGUCGCUAAGGUCCCUAACCCCAAUGCUGGCCUGCCUUUCUACACCACCGCCAGUGAGGCUGCGACGAUGGACUUUCUGAAUUUCCUACGGAUGAGGACUAUCGCCGGAAUCCCGUCCCCAAAGGUGUAUGCGUGGAAUGCUUGUGCCGCUGGCAAUCCUGUUGGCGCUGAGUAUAUUAUCAUGGAGAAAAGUGACGGAGUCCUGCUAAGCUCCAAGUGGCCUACAAUGAGCAUGAAAGAAAAGCACCAGUUGACACAGUGUAUUAUUGGUUUUGAGCGGAGCCUUCUUUCACACCACUUCGAGAACAUUGGAAGCCUUUACUAUGAAACAGAUCUUGCGCGUUCGCAAGAUAAGUUCUCCACCACUGCUUACUCUGGUUUUGUUGUCGGUCCCACAACAGACCGAAAAUUUUUGGAAGACGGACGGAGAACUUUCGAUUCAGACAAAGGGCCAUGGAGCACUGCUAGCGAAUAUAUACUCGCCUCAGCCCGGCGCGAACGAGAAUGCAUUCAGCGAUCCACAAAGUUCCCGAAACCGGAAGGAAUAUUCGGUGGGCCGAGGUCUUACCAACCCACGGCUGAUGCAAAGCUUGCGGUCUUGGACGAUUUUGAGAAGGUGGCUCCCUAUCUACUUCCCAAAGAUACCUCAGUCCACGUUCCGGUUCUAUGGCACGGCGAUCUUCAUCACGACAAUAUCUUUGUCGACCCGGCGGAUCCAUCGCAGAUACUUUCUAUCAUAGACUGGCAGUCAGUACAUAUAGCACCGCUUUUCCAGCAAGCCACAACCCCGGCAUUCUUGGAAUUUGACGGACCAAAGGAGCCGGAUGGUCUCUCAGUGCCAUCUUUACCGAAGAACUUUGAGGAGCUAAGUCUUGUCGAAAAAGAGCGAGCCAAGACCUUGCUAGCACAACAAUCUCUAUAUAAACUGUAUGAAAUACAGUCUGCGCGGCAAAAUCCCCCUGUUUUCAAGGCUCUACGCUACGCCAGCACGCUUGGAGGUCAGAUCAUCUCGCUGGUUUCGCAGGUUUUCAACGACGGUGAGCCGAUCGUAAAAGGCCAAUUAAUUCAGGUGGCGCAUGAAUGGGAUCGGAUAGUCGCGGCACAGGAGGUCGAUCAGCAAAAGUGGGAGGAAGGUGUGCAGUUAAUGGAAGACGUCCUUGAAGCUUUGGGUGGCUCAGAAAACGGGUGGCAGGGCUGGGUGAAUCACGAAGACUACAGUCAGAUGAAAGGAAAGCUGUCCACCGUGAGGAAGCAGUUUUUAGAUCACAUGGCCGAGAAUGAAGAGGAGAGGGAAGCCUGGGACCGAGUGUGGCCGUUCCAAGAUAAGUAA